AUUGCACAGUCAAUAAAGGGUGUGGUUUGAUUGUGCCCAAGAUCGAAGAAGGCAACUGUUUUAAUCGUCUCUUAGACAUAUUGUUGCAUAAAACGCUGCCAAAGGAUCAUGUUCACUCUGAAGGCUGCCUGUGCCUGGUGUUGGGUCUUCCUGUGCUUCUCAGUUAAAGCAUGCAAUGUAGCUGAUGAUCUUAUAGGAGCCAAAAGCCCAGGAGAUAUCGUCAUUGGGGGAUUAUUUCCAGUCCAUCAGCAGGUGAAGAAUUUAAAUCUCCUUAAACCAGACCCUCUAGAAUGCACAGGAUUCGAUGUCCAGAGUUUUAUCUGGGUCCAGGCUAUGAUACACACCAUUGAUAUGAUAAACAACUCUUCACUACUAAAUGGUAUUAAACUUGGAUAUGAAAUAUAUGACACAUGUUCAGAUGCCUCCAAAGCCAUAAUAGCUGCAAUGAAGUUACUUUCCAAGUCAAAUUCUACAGGCAAUGUUCUGGAAGUUCAUUGCAACUACACUGAUUACAAGCCAAUUGUAAAAGCAGUUGUGGGCGAAGUAUAUUCGGAGCUGUCAAUUCCCACUGCAAGAAUAUUUAAUGUGAUGCUCAUGCCUCAGAUUAGUUUUGCAUCAUCUGCUUCCAUCCUCAGCAACAAAGGGAGAUUUGCAUCAUUUUUACGCACUGUGCCCAGUGACAUCCAUCAGACGAAGGCUUUGGCCAAACUUGUCAGCUACUUUAAGUGGAACUGGGUUGGGGUUAUCGCUACUGAUGAUGAAUAUGGCACGUCUGCCAUGACCGACUUCAUUUCACAUGCACAGAAGCAAAAUGUUUGUAUUGGUUUUCAAGAAGAGAUUCCAACUUACGUGUGUGAUGCGCAGAGCGAUGAACGGAUACAGAACUUGAUUUCAAAAAUUGAAAACACUCCUAAUGCAAGUGUUAUUGUUCUGUUUGCUAAACAAGCAAUUGUCGUUAAACUGUUCAAUGAAAUCAUUCACCGAGGCAUUAAAAGGUUGUGGAUUGCCAGUGAUGCUUGGUCCAUGUCCAGAGCAGUAGCAAAGAUGAAGAAUAUUAAAACAGUAGGAAACAUUUUGGGUUUCUCUUUCAAAACUGGAUGCAUUCCUGGCUUUCUGACACAUUUAAGGAACCUGAGACCACCAGCUGAGGGAUUUAACAAGUUCAUUGACAAAUACAAGCAACUUCAUUCCAGUUGUCCAAAGCAAAACGAAGACUACACAGAAACAUGCAGUUCAAACACAAACCACUGCCUAUUUCAGGAGGAGAAGAAACUGGUACAACCUCUCAAUUGUGACAAAACAAAUGAAGCCAAUAUAAAUAAAGAUGAUAUAAGUCAUAAUAUUGAGUUAGGUGUCACUUAUGCACAAUACUUGGCAACUAAAUCAAUUGCAGAAGCUUUGAGAAAUCUCCUAAAAUGUCGUGAAGGAGUAUGUCAAAAAAAUCUUGAUUUUCCACCAUGGAAGUUACUGGAAGCAAUAAGAAUGGUGAAUUUCACUGAAGCUGGAAGACCGUUUUACUUUGACGAGUCUGGGGAUUCUAUAAAUGGAUAUGACCUAAUACAUUGGGAUAUGGAUGACUACGUUACCAGAUUUAAAACCGUUGGAGAAUACAAACUUCUGGAUAACAAUGUAUACAUUUAUGAUGAAGUCUUCAAAAACAUUGGAAAGGCUGUGUUUUCCAACUGCUCCCGUUCUUGCAAGCCUGGAGAAAGGAAGAAUGCAUAUUCCUUACAUACCUGCUGUUAUGAUUGUGUGCCUUGUGCUGAGGGAUACCAUUCUGCAGGGUGGGACAUGAAUGACUGUUUGAAGUGCUUGGAUGGCCAGUGGUCUGAUGCCGGAAGUUCUGAGUGUAAUAACAAGACCAUUGAAUACUUCAACUGGAACGAUGGGUUUGCAAUUGUCCUUGUAGUCUUUGCUUCUUUAGGGAUUGUACUAAUAAUUGUAAUUAUAAUAAUAUUCUCACUGAAUUUGAACACACCAGCAGUAAAGAGUUCUGGAGGCUAUUUCUGUUUUGUAAUUCUCUUCUCACUGUUCCUCUGCUUUAUAAGCACUGGGUUUUUUAUUGGUGAACCAACAAAUUUGCACUGUAAGAUUAGACAGCCACUCUUUGGAAUAAGCUUUACUAUAUGUGUUUCUUGGAUCCUGAUCAAAUCCUUUAGGAUCAUUCUGGCAUUUAAUUUUGAUCCCAUUGUCCAUCAUCAGAUGAAAAAAAUGUAUAAGCCCUUAGUAAUUCUAGUAACUUGUACUCUAAUACAAGUAAUUAUUUGUACUCUUUGGUUAUUAUUAAAAGGGCCUUUUUAUGUAAUAAAUCAUAGUAUACCUAAAGUCAUAUUACCAAAAUGUGAUGAAGGCUCCAAUGUGGCAUUUGGUAUUAUGUUAGGUUAUAUAGCCUUUCUUGCAUUUCUUUGUUUUCUGGCUGCUUUCAUGGGGAGGAAGAUCCCAGAUAUUUAUAAUGAGGCCAGGUUUAUCACAUUCAGCAUGCUCAUCUACUUAAUUGUAUGGAUUUCUUUUGUUCCUGUGCAUGUCAACACUGAGGAUAAAUAUCUCCCAGCAGUUGAAGUGGUUGCAAUUUUGGCAUCAAACUAUGGCAUCUUAUGUUGCCAUUUCUUUCCAAAGUGCUACUUCAUUUGCUUCAAGAAAGACCAAAACACUCCUGAAAGCUAUAGAAAGAAUCUGCGAGAGCAUAACGCGCAAAAACGUCAAGGCACAAACCUUUCACAAACUUCAGGUGUCACUGAAUCCUUUUGGUCUGCACCAGAAUCUCCACCGCCUGUGCAUAACCAAGUUUUUCAGAUUUCUAUGAACACAGAAAAUAAGAUGUGAACAUAUUACAACCAUCAGCAUGGGAGAGAGGGACAAUAACCAUUAAUGAGGAUGAGGGCUCUGGCUUUUUAAGAUUUUCAUUUAAACCCUACAGUAACUGUAAAUCAAUAACUUUACUGCUCCCUAAAACUAGUAACAGGUGAUUUUUUGAAUAUGAGUUGCAAAUCAACCCUAAAGGUUAUAUGGCAGAACUCUGCCUUGACCAUAUCACAGAAUAUCCAAGUUGGGCUGAAUUCAGAUAUUUGCCAGAAGCUUGAAAUGAUUGAAAUGUCUUUGUUAUUAUCCCCAUUUGAUACAAUAGUAUGAGGUAAGAGCUUCUAAAAGAGUUAACUAAAGCCUUACUGUUAAAUUAUGUAUUUUGUCUCCUUUCAAAGUUGUUUUCAGUUAGACUACCUGAAAGAACCAUCUCAGUCUAUCUUAUACUACAAUUGGAGAAUGAUAGAUGUAACUCAUUCACAAAAUUCACAAAACAAAUAGUUACCUUGCUGAAAGGUAGAAAAUAAAGAGUAGGGAAAAGGAUAGUUAUUCAGAAUAGCAGAAAGUAUACCAGUUCUCAACUUUAAAAUGCAUCAAAUCAGUUGCUUAAAAUGUUAUUUUAAUAGUGGAAUUGAAAUUGACUUGUACAGAAUAUCAACAUUUCCACUUGCACUAGUUGGUCAGGAAGCCCAGAAAUGAAUUAUUUAUGUGGUGACUGGGUAGAAAGAAAAUGUCCGAUAUGCUGUUUUCUGUGCCCUAUCGAAUUCCCUUGCCCUUCCCGCCAAUAUGUCACAAAAGCUUAAAAUACAGCCAAUAAACUUCUGUACCACAACGUUUGCUGUUGUAAUAAAAAUGGCAUGUGAUUGUCGUACUCCCAUUCCUAUAAUUCAAAUACUUUCUAGGAACAUAUUGAGAAACCCAUGACUGUUGACAACUCAGUGGUAGAGUCUGAAGUUCCCUCACAAUGGGUGUGCAGAAAUCAAGCUUGACAAUGGAAGAUUUCCUUAUUAGUGCAGAAUUUACAACAAUUUUUUCUUCAUACAUUCUUUAUACAUGUAGCCUGGUUAUGCAAGAGUAUUACUUAUUAAAUUACUUCAAUUAAUAUUUGCAUUUGUUAAUACUGUUUAGUUUUCCUUCUUGGCAGUUCAAAUAAGUUUUCUGGACAUACCUGAAAAAGGUAGAUUGUCCUAUGAAGAAAGAUUGGACAGGCUAGGUUGGAGUAUAUGCUGGAGUUUAGAAAAGUGAGAGGUGACUUCAUCUUGAGGGGCUUUGACAGAGUGGAUGUGGUGAGGAUAUUUUCUUUUCCAAGAAAAUCUAAAACCAGGGAUCACUGUUUAAAAGCAAGGAAACAUCCAUUAAAGACUGAGAUCAGCCAAACCUUUAUUCUCUGAGAGGAUGACAAGUCUUUGGAAUUCUCUUCCUCAAAGGAUGAUGGAAACAGCAUCUUUAAAAAAAAUUAAUGCAGAGAUACUUAAAUAUUUAGGAAUAAAAGGUUAUAUCUUCUUAAAGAAUUUUGCAAUAUUCAGUGCCAAAUAUAUAGACAAUAGAGGCCACAUCAGAAUCUAUUUUUUGUUAAGAUAGCACCACUGGUGUCAAUAUUCUCAGUGAGAGUUUCUAUUCCAGCAGUGGGACUAUGUGCUGGAAUCUAAAAUCUCAUCAAAUCCAGAGUGACACCAAGACCCUGCCAGAUCAGAAAGAGUUUCAGGAAAUUAGCUCAAUUUGAGUUUUCGCCAAGUGGCAGUGAAUGAAAAAUCUCAGUAUGCUGCAGAGCGUGUUUGACAUUGUGGCUACCAAUGUUCCCUUAGCUCCAAUCUGAAUAUACAAUCUCUUUGGGCUGCACAGUAAUUUAUAUAUAAUUAACUCACUAUGUGACUGUGAUGAAUUGUAUACUUUUACUUUAGUUUCUUUGUGAGAUGAAUUUCAUCUGGAAUAUCUGGUGCAAUUAAAUUCUCAUGUUGAGAAAAAUAAUGUUGCAUUUAUGAACUGUGUACUGCUGUAUUAGAAGUUUUUUUGCUUUUCCUUUUGUUUUGACACAGAAUUCCUUCUUUAAAUCCCUUUUGCCCCAAUGCCUGCUGGAACAGUGCAGUCCCUGCUGCCCAAAGAACUGUUAAUCUGCUUCCAGGAUUUCAUUAUUGCCAAUCUGAAACAUCCACUUGAGUGUGAUUUGGUUCAAUGUCAGUGGAUGUCCUAUCACUUCUUUCCGUUUUGUGAAAGUAUCUGGACUCCAUUUGAUACUUCCUACAAAAAGAAAGCAGUUAUAAGAAUUCUAUUGAAUAGUGUUAAUUACCAGCUAAGAAUUACUGAAAUCCUGUUACGAUAGUUUGUUUUGCAUAUGUCCUUGCAACCUGACACUAUUACUACCCCACGUUUAUAAGAUCAAGGCAAUCAGAAACCUUAUUUAUCUGCUUCUUUCUUCUUAAAAAAUGUGACCGACUGGUACGAAAAGGUAGGAAGAGGUCUGGUCACUGUAACAAAUAUAUCCAAAUUAAACAUGUAUUUGAAUGAUAUUUUGAGGCUGGAUUGCUGAAGAGUUAUCACAAGGUCAGGCUGCAUCUGUAGUGGAAAGAGAAACAGAAUUAACGCUUCAGGUCAGAGACCCUUUGUCAGAACUGAUGAAGUUCUGACUAAGGAUCUCCAACCUGAAACAUUUACUCUGUUCUUCUUCUCAUGGAUGUGACCUGACCUGCUGAGUAUUUGCAGCAUUUUCUGUUUUUGUUAUAGAUUUCCAGCAUAAAACCCCCUCCUCUUUGAUUUCAGUUAUCACAAGGCCUUUUUAGAGUGAUUGUCUCAGAACUUGUCGGCUUUAACUUUUGUCAGGUUCUAUUUCAGUAUCAACU
Pristis pectinata (smalltooth sawfish) is the source of this 5636-nucleotide messenger RNA. Its product is annotated as G-protein coupled receptor family C group 6 member A-like. Gene Ontology annotation, molecular function: G protein-coupled receptor activity. The transcript is spliced from 7 exons. NCBI's taxonomy places the organism in Eukaryota, Metazoa, Chordata, Chondrichthyes, Rhinopristiformes, Pristidae. Gene Ontology annotation, cellular component: membrane. Gene Ontology annotation, biological process: G protein-coupled receptor signaling pathway. The coding region runs from base 109 to 2823 and encodes 904 amino acids. The record is from RefSeq and is a predicted model, not a curated record.